Glarea lozoyensis ATCC 20868 is the source of this 633-nucleotide messenger RNA. RefSeq names its product S-adenosyl-L-methionine-dependent methyltransferase. The transcript is spliced from 3 exons. Lineage: Eukaryota; Fungi; Ascomycota; Leotiomycetes; Helotiales; Helotiaceae. The coding region runs from base 1 to 633 and encodes 210 amino acids. The record is from RefSeq and is a predicted model, not a curated record. Gene Ontology annotation, molecular function: O-methyltransferase activity.
AUGGUGGAGAAAUUGAUCCAAAGUGCACCACCAACACUCGAGCAAAAUGAAGUUGGCAAGUCGCUGAUUGCUGCAUCACAGCCAACAAUCGAAGUCUUUGAACCAGGCGUGGGAGUUUUUGAUAACAUAUCCAUGGUUCCGCUAAAUCUCAAUCGCAUCCAACGCAUUGAUCGGGGUGAACCUUGGUUCGACUUCUAUCCUGUAGAAGAAAAGCUCACAAGAAAUGCCGAUAAUGAGAAACCUCUCCUGGUUGACAUUGGUGGAAGCAUUGGAACUGAUAUCGCCGCAUUCCAUGUCAGAUUCUCGACUCUCAAAGGUAGUCUAAUCCUAGAAGAUCUUCCUGAAGUCAAUACCAGUAUCACACAACUCAAGCACGAUUUCUUCCUCCCACAACCCGAAAUUGCGAAGGGUGUGAAAACUUACCUCUUGAGCACCAUCCUUCACGACUGGCCAGACAAAGAGGCGAAGGAUAUUUUGACCAAUUUCCGUGAUGCGAUGAGUGAAGACUCGAUACUUCUCAUCAAUGAGAAUGCACUGCCAAAUAUUAACGUGCCGUUUUAUCCUGCUGAGCUUGAUUUUCCCAUGAUGUGUCUGCUUUCCGGGACGGAUCGGACUAUUAUGCAGUCAGUAUAA